AUGAAAAAGCUUUGCAUCCAACAAGCACAGCGUCACUCUUCCAACAGAAAUGUUGGCACAACUACGUCUGCUGCCAAGAUCCUUGUCCAACACAAGAGUCAUUCACUUGCUACUUCCUAUCAGAUGGACUCUCUCACCAACAACUCAAAGGCCAAUUUUAGUUCUUCCAAAUUCAGUUUGAGAGAGUUUGAAAAGUUACUAGUUGCAAAUAGAGGUGAAAUUGCAACAAGAAUUUUAAGAACUGGCCAUGAAAUGGGUAUACGAACAGUUUCUAUCUAUGCCAAACAGGAUGCUUCCUCUAUGCAUCGUUACAAAGCAGAUGAGAGCUACGUCAUCGGAAAAGACAGAGCUGAACCAUUGGGUCCUGUGGAUGCCUAUCUUUGCAUUCCAGAGAUUAUCAAAAUUGCAAAAGACAAUGGUGUGGAUGCCAUUCACCCUGGUUAUGGGUUCUUAUCAGAGAGAGCCGAUUUUGCAAGAGCUUGCAAGGAGAAUGGCAUUACAUUUAUUGGUCCGACCGAUGAUGUGGUUGAGGCCCUCGGAGAUAAAACCACUGCAAGAAAGUUGGCUCAACAAAUUGGAAUUCCUGUCGUUCCAGGUACCGAAAAUGCUGUCACAAGCAUUGUCGAAGCUAAAAGAUUCUGUGCCGAUAUCAAUUUUCCUGUCAUUCUCAAAGCAGCCCAUGGUGGAGGUGGUCGAGGAAUGCGUAUUGUUCGUCGUAUGGAUGAUCUUGAAGAGGCCUUCCAAAGAGCAUCUUCCGAAGCUUUGAAUGCAUUCGGUAGUUCAGCAGUUUUCAUUGAAAAGUAUGUGGAAAAUCCUCGUCACAUUGAAGUGCAAGUGUUGGCAGACAAGUAUGGAAAUGUCGUUCACUUGUACGAAAGAGAUUGCUCUGUUCAAAGAAGACACCAGAAAGUUGUCGAGAUUGCUCCAGCUCCACAUUUAGAUCCUCAAGUCAGACAAAGAAUCCUUAAUGAUGCUACUCGUUUGGCACUUCAUGUGAAAUAUGUCAAUGCAGGUACUUUUGAAUUUCUAGUCGAUUCAAAUGGUAAAGAUUAUUACUUUAUCGAAGUGAAUCCAAGACUUCAAGUCGAACACACCGUCACUGAGGAAAUUACAGGAAUUGACAUUGUUCGUAGUCAAAUUCUCAUUGCAGAAGGAAAGAGUCUCGAAGAAAUUGGUCUCAAACAAGAACUCAUUCAAGUGAGAGGUGCUGCCAUUCAAUGUCGUGUCACCACUGAAGAUCCUUUGAAUGGUUUUCAACCUGACACUGGUGUCAUUGAGGCGUUUAGAACAGGAGAAGGAAUGGGUAUUCGUUUGGAUAUUGGUUCUGGAUAUGUAGGCUCAAGGAUUUCACCAUUCUAUGAUUCCUUACUUGUCAAAGUCAUUGGUAAGGGUCUAACACAUGAAGAAGCAAGUAACAAAUUGAGAAGAGCUUUGGCAGAAUUUAGAAUUCGGGGUGUGAAAAAUAACAUUCCAUUUCUUUUAAAAGUCUUGUCACAUGAAAAGUUCUUGCAUGGAUAUGUAGACACUUCAUUCAUUGAUACGACACCAGAAUUGUUCCAAUUUUUAUCGAGUGGAAACAGAGCUCAAAAGCUUCUUGCAUUCCUCGGAGAAACAGUUGUGAAUGGUCCAACCACUCCAUUGGCUACCAAUUUGGAACCAUCACGUAGAGAUCCAAUUAUCCCUGAAACACCAAAGACAUCACUUCCUAAGGGAUGGAAACAAAUUUUAGGUGAACAAGGUCCUGAAGCAUUCGCCAAAGCCAUUCGCCAGAGCAAACCUUUAUUGAUUACUGACACCACCAUGCGUGACGCUCACCAAUCGUUGUUGGCCACUCGUGUCAGAACCAAAGACCUAUUAGCUAUUGCUCCUUACACUGCACAUGCUAUGGCUAAAUGUCUCUCAUUGGAAAUGGGAGGAGGUGCCACAUUUGACGUGUGUUUGAAUUUCCUUAGAGAAUGUCCAUUUGACAGAUUGGCAAGAUUGAGAGAAGCAAUUCCUAACAUUCCAUUCCAAAUGUUAUUCCGUGGUAGUAACGCAGUAGGUUAUACUGCCUAUCCAGACAAUGUGGUUUACAAGUAUUGCAAAGAGACAGUCAAGUAUGGAAUGGACAUUUUUAGAAUUUUCGAUUCUUUGAAUUAUUUGCCAAACAUGGAAUUGGGUAUUGAUGCUGUCGGAAAUGCUGGAGGUGUCAUUGAGGCAGCCAUCUCCUACACUGGCGAUGUGAGCGAUCCAAAAAAGACCAAAUAUAAUCUCGAGUAUUAUCUUAAACUGGCUCGAGCUCUGGUCGAAAAGGGCAUUCAUAUUUUGUGUAUUAAGGACAUGGCUGGAUUAUUGAAACCAGAAGCAGCCAAAAUGUUAAUUGGAGCUCUUCGUAAGGAAUUUCCUAACACACCCAUUCAUUUACACACUCAUGACACUGCUGGAACUGGUGUUGCUACUGCAUUGGCUGCAGCUCAAGCAGGUGCUGAUAUUAUUGAUGCCGCCAUUGACAGCAUGUCAGGAAUGACCUCACAACCAAGUUUGGGAGCCAUUGUGGCAUCCUUACAAAAUACUCCUCUCGAUACAGAACUUGACUUGAAACAACUUUCAACUGUUUCAAAUUAUUGGGAACAAGCUCGAGGUCUCUAUGCUCCAUUCGAAUGUACCACCACCUUGAGAAGUGGUUCCAGUGAUGUCUAUACACAUGAAAUUCCAGGAGGACAAUAUACCAAUUUGCAAUUCCAAGCAUUUAGUUUAGGAUUGGCCGAUCAAUUCCCCAAGAUUAAGAAAGAUUAUGAAAUUGCAAAUCGAAUUUUAGGAGAUAUUGUGAAAGUAACUCCAAGCAGUAAGGUUGUUGGAGAUUUGGCUCAAUUCAUGGUUCAGAAUAAUCUCAGUGAAAAAGAUGUCAUUGAAAAAGCAGAUCAAUUGUCAUUCCCUAAUUCUGUGAUUGAAUACUUUGAAGGUAAACUUGGAAUUCCAUAUGGUGGAUUCCCAGAACCUCUAAGAACAAAAGUCAUGAGAGGAAAACCAUCCAUUGAAGGAAGACCAGGUGCAUCAAUGCCAGCACUCGAUUUUGACAAGUUGAAACAGAAAUUGUUGCAAGAUUUUGAUUUCAAUGCCUCAGAUGCUGAUUUGUUGUCGUAUGCAUUGUUCCCCAAAGUGUUUGAAGAUUACUUACUCUUCAAACAACAAUUUGGUGACAUUUCCAAUUUGGGAACACGUGAAUAUUUUAAGGGAAUUAAGGUCGGAGAAGAAAUUGAAAUUGAACUUGAAAAGGGUAAAGUAUUGCACAUCAAAUUGAAAGCCAUUGGUGAAGUGGGUACUGAUGGAAAGAGAGAAGUCUAUUUCGAAGUGAAUGGUCAUCCAAGAUUAGUGCUCGUUCAAGAUAAGAAACUAUCCAAGGAACUCAAGAUUCGACCAAAGGCAAGCAAGAAGGAUCCAAAUGAAAUUGGAGCACCAAUGCCUGGCAAGGUCAUUGAUGUGAAGGUGAAGGAAGGAGACAAGGUGAAGAAGGGUGAUACUUUAAUUGUGCAAAGCGCCAUGAAGAUGGAAACUCAAAUUAAGUGCAACACAGAUGGUGUGAUUAAGACAUUAGCUGUGAAAGUUGGAGAUGAAUUGACUGGUGGAGAUUUGGUGUGUGUGAUCGCACCUUAA
This is a messenger RNA of Naegleria fowleri, 3633 nucleotides long. RefSeq lists its product as uncharacterized. Lineage: Eukaryota; Heterolobosea; Eutetramitea; Acrasida; Naegleriidae. Gene Ontology annotation, molecular function: pyruvate carboxylase activity; ATP binding; metal ion binding. Bases 1 to 3633 code for a protein of 1210 amino acids. Gene Ontology annotation, cellular component: cytoplasm. The transcript is spliced from 7 exons. The record is from RefSeq and is a predicted model, not a curated record. Gene Ontology annotation, biological process: pyruvate metabolic process; gluconeogenesis.